GAAAUCAAGAACAUCAAUUCACAUAUCAACGAAAAGAAUUCAAAGAACUCAGAAACUGACAAGAAGAACAAAGAUCUUGAACAAGAGUUGAAUGAUAAGAAAGCUCAACUUGAAUCCAUUCCAACCGUUGAAGACAAAUCAUCCGAACUCGAAAACGAAAUCAAGAACAUCAAUUCACAUAUCAAUGACAAGAAUUCAAAGAACUCAGAAACCGAUCAUAAGAACAAGGACCUUGAACAAGAGUUGAAUGAUAAGAAGUCUCAACUUGAAUCCAUUCCAACCGUUGAAGACAAAUCAUCCGAACUCGAAAACGAAAUCAAGAACAUCAAUUCACAUAUCAACGAAAAGAAUUCAAAGAACUCAGAAACUGACAAGAAGAACAAAGAUCUUGAACAAGAGUUGAAUGAUAAGAAAGCUCAACUUGAAUCUAUUCCAACCGUUGAAGACAAAUCAUCCGAACUCGAAAACGAAAUCAAGAACAUCAAUUCACAUAUCAACGAAAAGAAUUCAAAGAACUCAGAAACUGACAAGAAGAACAAAGAUCUUGAACAAGAGUUGAAUGAUAAGAAGUCUCAACUUGAAUCUAUUCCAACAGUUGGAGACAAGUCAUCCGAACUCGAAAAUGAAAUCAAGAACAUCAAUUCUCAGAUCAACGAAAAGAAUUCAAAGAACUCAGAAACCGAUCAUAAGAACAAGGACCUUGAACAAGAGUUGAAUGAUAAGAAACAAGAACUUGAAUCCAUUCCAACAGUAGAAGACAAGUCAUCCGAACUUGAAAAUGAAAUCAAUAAUGUUGAUUCUCAGAUCAAUGACAAGAAUUCAAAGAACUCAGAAACCGAUCAUAAGAACAAGGACCUUGAACAAGAGUUGAAUGAUAAGAAGUCUCAACUUGAAUCCAUUCCAACCGUUGAAGACAAAUCAUCCGAACUCGAAAACGAAAUCAAGAACAUCAAUUCACAUAUCAACGAAAAGAAUUCAAAGAACUCAGAAACUGACAAGAAGAACAAAGAUCUUGAACAAGAGUUGAAUGAUAAGAAAGCUCAACUUGAAUCCAUUCCAACCGUUGAAGACAAAUCAUCCGAACUUGAAAACGAACUUAAGAAGAUUGAUUCUCAGAUCAAUGACAAGAAUUCAAAGAACUCAGAAACCGAUCAUAAGAACAAGGACCUUGAACAAGAGUUGAAUGAUAAGAAGUCUCAACUUGAAUCCAUUCCAACCGUUGAAGACAAAUCAUCCGAACUUGAAAAUGAAAUCAAUAAUGUUGAUUCUCAGAUCAACGAAAAGAAUUCCAAGAAUGAAGAGACCGAUCAUAAGAACAAGGAACUAGAACAACAACUUUCCGAUAAGAAGGCGCAAUUAGAAUCAAUUCCAACUGUUGAAGACAAGUCAUCCGAUCUUGAGAAUGAACUUAAGUCUGUUGAACAAUCCAUCAACGAAAAGAACGCAAAUAACGAUAAAACAGACAGACAUAACAAGGAACUCGAACAUCAACUUGAAGAAGAAAAGAAUAACAUGGAAGAAUUAAUCAAUCAAAAGAAUUCUAUGAACGAAGAUACCGACAAGAAGAACAAGGAACUCGAAGAACAGCUCGAAUCGAAGAAGAAGGAACUUGA
Messenger RNA from Trichomonas vaginalis G3, 1613 nucleotides. Its product is annotated as A-type inclusion protein-related family. The record is from RefSeq and is a predicted model, not a curated record. The transcript has a single exon. NCBI's taxonomy places the organism in Eukaryota, Parabasalia, Trichomonadida, Trichomonadidae. The annotation marks the transcript as partial.